Molecule: messenger RNA, 552 nt
Organism: Gossypium arboreum
Lineage: Eukaryota; Viridiplantae; Streptophyta; Magnoliopsida; Malvales; Malvaceae
Exons: 3
Coding region: 1-552 (183 amino acids)
Molecular function (GO): nucleic acid binding
Source: RefSeq, a predicted model, not a curated record
AUGGAUCAAUUGACCAAGUCCGCUCCUUUCGUUCCGGUUCGGACAGACUAUUCUCUGCAGAAGUUAGCAAAGCUUUAUAUCUCCGAGAUAGUUAGGCUGCAUCGGGUUCCUGUUUUGAUUAUUUUUGAUAGAGAUCCUCACUUCACUUCUCCGUUCUGGAAGAAAUUACAUGAGGCUUUGAGUUCAAGAUUAUAUUUUAGUACUACAUUCCAUCCUCAGACCGAUGAUCUGAAGAGGCAUGAUAUUGAUUACUUGAUGGGGGACUUCGUGUUUCUUAUGUUUCUGAAGCGUGUAGGACCGGUUGCUUAUCGGUUGGAGCUAUCUCCAGAGUUAGACCGUAUCCAUGAUGUGUUUCACGAUUUGAUGUGGCGGCGGUAUCGGUCUGACCCAUCUCACAUUGUCUCAGUUGAGGAAAUUGAGGUUAGGCCAGAUUUGACUUUUGAGGAAGAGCUGGUUCAGAUUCUAGAUCGAGACGUUAAGAUUCUAAGGAGGAAGUCCAUAUUGUUAGUGAAGGUUCUGUGGCAGAAUCAUGUCACUGAGGAAGCUACGUGA